AUGUUAAUAGGAAGACUCAAUAUUAACUUUGUUUAUAGCUUAAAUGACAAAAUAUCUCAUUUUCUUUCAGGGAAAGAAUGUACCCAAGAUGAAAGCACGGCUGCAGCAAUCUUUGCUGUGCAGAUGGACGACUACUUAGGAGGAAAGCCUGUUCAGAGUAGAGAAAUUCAAGGAUAUGAGUCCACUGAGUUUGUAGGAUAUUUCAAAGGAGGAAUUAAGUACAAGACAGGGGGUGUUGCCUCUGGAUUUAAGCAUGUUAUUACUAAUGAUCUGAGUGCCCGGAGACUUCUGCAUAUCAAGGGCCGGAGAGUAGUCCGAGCCACAGAAGUUCCCCUUGCUUGGACCAGCUUCAACAAAGGAGACUGUUUCAUUAUCGACCUUGGACCUGAAAUCUAUCAGUGGUGUGGCUCAGCAUGCAAUAAAUACGAGCGUCUGAAGGCUACUCAGGUUGGUUGGCAUUCGGGACAACGAGCGGAAUGGAAGGUCCCAGCUGAUUCCUGUGGAAGAAGGAAGCGAACCUGACCGGCUUAU
This is a messenger RNA of Tinamus guttatus (white-throated tinamou), 531 nucleotides long. The record is from RefSeq and is a predicted model, not a curated record. NCBI's taxonomy places the organism in Eukaryota, Metazoa, Chordata, Aves, Tinamiformes, Tinamidae.